Penicillium cinerascens is the source of this 1953-nucleotide messenger RNA. RefSeq lists its product as uncharacterized. Bases 1 to 1953 code for a protein of 650 amino acids. Gene Ontology annotation, cellular component: mitochondrion. The transcript has 2 exons. The record is from RefSeq and is a predicted model, not a curated record. NCBI's taxonomy places the organism in Eukaryota, Fungi, Ascomycota, Eurotiomycetes, Eurotiales, Aspergillaceae.
AUGUCGCCUUGCUCUCGGGGCGCGAUUGUGCGGGCCCUGAGGCUUGACGUAUUACGAGUUCCAGCUAGGGCAUAUUCUCGACAAUUAGCACACACUAACCAUCCACGACUUUGUUCUACGACGGCGCUGUCGUUGGUCAGGUCCCUCAGUGUCGGGCAACAACCCGCGAAUGCGCACCGUGCCUUCUCGACCACCCGCUUCCGACAAUCAGAGGCGCCUAUCCAAAACCUGACCGAUGUUCUUCCUAUUUGCUGUCCAGGGUGUGGUGCCUUUUCGCAGACAAUCGAGCCGGAAGAACCGGGGUACUACAGCAAGAGUCGCAAGUCGAGACGGAAGCUAGUGGCGUCCAAAAAAGAUGCCACCGAACGGCAUAAUGCAGAGUCGGGGGAUGUGGCGGUCUCUGGCAUUCACGAUGGUCCAGUCGAGGAUCAUGCGCAUUCUAUUGAAGAGUCGACGGCGCCCAAGCCUAUCCAGGACGGAGCAUUACCAGACGAUGUGAUAGACCCUGAGAUUCCUUCGAUUGAGUCGCGAAAGCAAAUAACCCACGUCUGCGAUCGAUGCCAUGACUUAAUACACCACAACAAGGCUAUCUCCGCUCCCAAGCCAUCCAUCCUUUCCAUCCGAGAGUACCUGAACGAGUCGCCAUACAAAGAUAACUGCGUAUACCAUAUCGUGGAUGCUGCGGAUUUCCCUAUGUCGCUAGUCCCACACAUUCAUCAGGCGCUUUCGCUUCAGGAGCAGCGUUCUCGGAACCGAAGAGCUACAACUGAAAAGUACUAUGGAGGAAAGAAAUUGCCCACCCUCAACUUUAUCAUCACGCGCUCCGACUUGUUGGCUGCGACAAAAGAACAGGUUGAUUCGAAGAUGGAAUACGUUCGCUCGGUGCUUCGCACAUCCCUGGGGAAAGCCGGGAAAGAUGUCCGUCUGGGUAACGUCCAUAUGAUCAGUGCCCAUCGUGGCUGGUGGACCAAGCAAGUCAAGGAAGAGAUAUACGGGCGCGGCGGAGGUAUCUGGGUUGUGGGCAAGGCCAAUGUAGGAAAAAGCAGCUUCAUUGAAGCGUGUUACCCCAAAAGCUCGAAGAGCAUGGAGAACAUGGCAGAAUGGAUCCAACAGCAGCGAGAAGAGAACCAAGUCCAGAAUCAGGGACAGGGAUCUAUGCUCGAUCUACUCGAACCCGACGGUCUCCUGCCCCCUGCCCCUCGCGAGGAUGCAUUCCCGGUGCUACCGGUCGUUUCUUCGCUCCCAGGAACAACAGUGUCGCCCAUCCGUAUCCCAUUCGGCCGCGGAAAGGGCGAAGUGAUCGACCUACCGGGAAUGGAGCGUGGUCAUCUUGAGGACUUUGUGCGUGACGAUCACAAACGUGAUCUCAUCAUGAUCAAAAGAGUCAAGCCAGAUCGCUGUACCAUCAAACCUGGCCAGUCUCUUCUUCUCGGUGGCGGUCUCGUUCGCAUUACACCCGUGGAUCCUGAGCACACCGUCCUGGCCGCGUGUUUUGUGCCCAUUGAGACUCAUAUAACCAAGACCGACAAGGCGAUUGAAAUGCAGACUGAGCAACGACCCUAUCCAGGAAAGGUUCUGAUGACAGAAGGUACCGGUAGCUCUAUCACUUCGGCUGGGAAGUUUGAUCUCGAAUGGGAUGUCACCGCUUCCAAUCUGCCCGACUUGGUCGCAAAGGCCGUGAAAGAUAAGAAGAUCCCCAUCCCUCCGCUCCCGUAUCGAGUAAUGGCUGCCGAUAUUCUGAUUGAAGGCUGCGGCUGGAUUGAAGUCAGUGUGCAAGUGCGCGCCAAGCGCAACUCGGAGACUGAGUCGCCUUCCUAUCCUCAAAUUGAAGUGUUCACUCCUAAUGGAAAGCACAUUGGAUCUCGACCGCCGAUUGAAUGUUGGAAUUUCAUUGCAGAGAAGCGGAAAGCAGACAAGCGCAAGAGGCCGCGUUUGCGUCACCGGUAUAGUUGA